AUGCUGCAACAUUCACCCAAAAAUCAUCAAAGAAAUCUUUCAAAUUCGCUGGAAGAUGAUCCAUUUGAUAUUGCAGAAAAUUAUUAUGGUGAUAUAAAUCUUAAAAAAAUUGCAAAUAAAAAUUCACCAUUAAAUAGAGUUCGUACGUUUAGUGCGUUUGAAACUAAAACUACAAGACAAGAUUUUAUUAGAAAAUUAAAUGAACAACAUCCAAUACCAAAUUCAAUACCGGAAGGAAGUGAACCAACAUCUUCUAUUGCUUCACUGGCAUCUCCGACUCCUCCAAUAGAUGAUAAUGUACCAAGAGUUCAAUUUAGUUUAAACUUAGGUAAAACAAAACAACAAGUUGCUUUUCAUUCAGAUGAUGAAGAAAGUCCCGAUGAGGAAGAUUCAACUGAAGCAGAUCCUUUACAUAGUGCUAACAGAGUAGGUGAUUAUCAUCCUAUUCCAACACCUAUUCAAUCAUGUGCUGAUGAUACUCAAACUGUUAUACCUCAUCCAAAAUCGUUUAAAGGUGAUGCUGAUUCAUUAACUAAAAGACCAAGUAUAGUACCAAUUUAUCAAAACUCAGCUUCUAAAUUAACACAACUAUCAACUUCAACUUCACAAGACUCAGUUAAUUCAAUAUCAAGUGAUAAAUUUCAUUUUAGAAGAGCUUCAGUUGAUGAUUCAAAUAUUAGACCUAAAAAAUUUUAUAUUCCUGAUGUUCAAGCUACAUUAAAAGAAUUAUUAGAAAAUGAAGAUACUGAUAAUAAUUGUCAAAUUACAAUAGAAGAUACUGGACCAAAAGUUUUAAGAUUAGGUACUGCUAAUUCUCUUGGGUUCAAUCAAAAAUCAGUUAGAGGUACAUAUAUGUUAUCUAAUUUAUUACAAGAAUUAACAAUUGCUUCAAGAUUUGGAAGACAUCAAAUAUUAUUAGAUGAAGCUAGAUUAAAUGAAAAUCCACUAAAUAGAAUGAAGAGAUUAAUUUCAACCCAAUUUUGGAGAAAUUUAACAAGAAGAAUUACAAAGGAUAAUAUUAUUGAAAUGUCCAAAGACACUAAAAUUAAAGAUGAGAUUAAAAAUGAAAAAGGUCAAGUUAUAGAUUUAGUAGAAAGUCAUAGAAUUUAUGUACCUCAUAAUAGAUUAGAUCAAUAUGAAUAUUUUAAAACGAUACAACAACAAAAUAAAGAUAUAAAUUUAGAAGUUCAAUUAUUACCUGAAAUAAUUGAUGCUGAUUAUAUUAUGUCAAUUAAUAAAAAGCCAGGAUUAUUAUCAAUUGCAACCAAACCUGAUCCAAAUGAUCCAAAAAAUUUAAUUUCAUGGCCUUAUGUUGUUCCUGGAGGUAGAUUUAAUGAAUUAUAUGGAUGGGAUUCAUAUAUGGAAACAUUAGGAUUAUUAACUGAUAUUUCACAUGAUAAAAAUUUAGGCCAUUUAGAAUUAGCUAGAGGUAUGGCUGAAAAUUUCAUAUAUGAAAUAAAUCAUUAUGGGAAAAUAUUAAAUGCAAAUAGAUCUUAUUAUUUAGGUAGAUCACAACCACCAUUUUUAACAGAUAUGGCUAUAAGAAUAUUCAAUAAAACUAAUGAAGUAUUACCUGAUGAUAAAUUAGAUUCAUUAGAUUUCUUAAAAAGAUCCACAAUUGCAGCAAUUAAAGAAUAUGAAACUAUUUGGUGUGCAAAACCUAGAUUGGAUGAAAAAACUGGAUUAUCAUGUUAUCAUCCAGAAGGUAAAGGUAUUCCACCCGAAACUGAAUCAACUCAUUUUAAUGCAGUUUUGGAGAAAUAUGUUGCUAAAUAUCAGAUUUCACAAGAUGAAUUUAUUGAAAAAUAUAAUUCUGGAACAAUUAUAGAACCUGAUUUAGAUAUAUAUUUCUUACAUGAUAGAGCAGUAAGAGAAAGUGGUCAUGAUACAAGUUAUAGAUUAGAAGGUAAAUGUGCAUGGUUAGCUACUGUUGAUUUAAAUUCAUUAUUAUAUAAAUAUGAAAAUGAUAUAACAUAUAUUUUAGAGACUCAUUUUGAUAAUAAAUUAGAAUUUAACGGUAGAACACAUACUUCCCAAAUUUGGAAAGAAAGAGCUAAAGCUAGAAAAAUUGCUGUUGAUAAAUAUUUAUGGAAUGAACAAGAUUCAAUUUAUUAUGAUUAUAAUGUUCAUGAUCAAGAACAAACAGAUUAUGAAUCAGCAACUACAUUUUGGCCGUUAUAUGCAAAAUUAUCAUCUGCCGAACAAGCUUCAAAAAUGAUUGAAAAUACAUUAUCUAAAUUUGAGGAACAUGGUGGUUUAGCAUCUGGAACUUUAAAAUCUAGAGGUGACAUUGGAUUAACUAGACCAUCAAGACAAUGGGAUUAUCCAUUUGGUUGGGCACCACAACAAAUAUUAGCAUGGAUCGGAUUAGACAAUUAUGGUUAUAAUAAUAUUGCAAAAAGAUUAGCUUAUAGAUGGCUAUUUAUGAUGACUAAAUCAUUUGUUGAUUAUAAUGGAGUAGUUGUUGAAAAAUAUAAUGUUACAAAGGGAGCAGUACCACAUAAAGUUGAUGCAGAAUAUGGAAACCAAGGUUUAGAUUUUAAAGGUGUUGCUACUGAAGGUUUUGGUUGGGUCAAUGCAAGUUAUGUUUUUGGUUUAACAUUUUUAAGUUUAUAUGCUCAAAGAGCUUUAGGUACUUUAACUCCACCAAAAAUAUUUAUGAGAAAUAUGUCACCAGAUCAACGUAAAACAUUUGAAUGUAAUGAUAAAUAG
This is a messenger RNA of Insectozyma verbasci, 2712 nucleotides long. The record is from the annotation of a GenBank genome assembly. NCBI's taxonomy places the organism in Eukaryota, Fungi, Ascomycota, Pichiomycetes, Serinales, Debaryomycetaceae.